This is a messenger RNA of Nymphalis io (European peacock), 1123 nucleotides long. It is a transcript of the gene mRpS35, whose product is annotated as 28S ribosomal protein S35, mitochondrial. Gene Ontology annotation, cellular component: mitochondrial small ribosomal subunit. The coding region runs from base 67 to 1092 and encodes 341 amino acids. Gene Ontology annotation, biological process: mitochondrial translation. NCBI's taxonomy places the organism in Eukaryota, Metazoa, Arthropoda, Insecta, Lepidoptera, Nymphalidae. The transcript has 2 exons. The record is from RefSeq and is a predicted model, not a curated record. Gene Ontology annotation, molecular function: structural constituent of ribosome.
GAAAUAACAAAUGGAUAUAUUUAAUAUUGUGUCAUAAGUCUGUAAUUCGUAAAUAUAUUUAUAAAAAUGAGUUUAUUUAUGAGAAAUUAUAAACCUGGCGUGGCUUACAACGCUCAGAUAUUAUGGCGUUUUAAUUCAACAACGGCGGAAACUCUGAAACAAGGCGAGGAAGAAGAGGAAUUUCGAGUUCUUGAUAUUCUACAAAAAAGGGGGAAAUUACAGAAGAAAAUAGUCCGUAGAACAGAUAUACAGCCAGAUAGAUCGGAGAAAAUGCCGACAGACCAAAAUUGGGGCAAUGUCUGGCCAGGUCCAAGAUCCUUCCACCCAUCAUCAGUACCACUGCCAAUUCGACAAGGCUAUGUGCCAAAGGGCCAAGCUCCACCAGGGAAGAAGGCAAAUGCGGAAUUAAUGAAAAUACCAAACUUCCUUCAUCUAACACCACCCGUCAUCAAGAGUCAAUGCGAAGCUAUCAAGAAGUUCUGCACACCAUGGCCGAAGCUAUUAAACUCUGAGGAAGCAAUUGAGAAGCAUUAUCCAAUGGAAAUUAUCAGCUCGGACUACUGCCAUGCAAGUCCAACGAUCAGGAACCCACUGGCUCGUAUCGUGACUUUACGUGUUAAACUUUCAAAUUUGAAAUUGGAUGCCCGGGCAAGGGAUAAGUUCCUGAGAUUGGUGGGUGAUAAAUACGAUGAGAAGACAGACCUGGUCACAUUGACAGCUGACCGAUGUCCGGUUAGGAAACAGAAUUUGGAUUACGUCAACUAUCUUCUGACCGCAUGCUACCAUGAGUCUUGGACAGUAGAAGAUUGGGAAAACGAUAAAAGCUUAGAGGAUAUGGAAUAUUAUGAUUUUGAUUUGAAUCCGUCGAAAAAGAAUCUUGUUGAAUGGUAUUUAAAGUCAAACAAUGAAGGUAAUAAUUUAAAUGAUGAAGAAAUUAAAAAUUAUGAUGUAUCAAAGAUUCCUAAUGGAGUAGAAUAUAAAAAUGCAGUAUCCGAGUUGUUUAAUGUGGGUGAAAGUGAUGCCACAUUGAAUAAAUAUGAUACAUCUGUUAGGAAAUUGUUAGGGUUGCCAGAGAAAAAAAUUGCUAAUUGAUUGUAAAUAAAAUAAAAUAUUAUAGGUUGUA